Molecule: messenger RNA, 423 nt
Organism: Entamoeba dispar SAW760
Lineage: Eukaryota; Evosea; Mastigamoebida; Endamoebidae
Product: 60S ribosomal protein L23, putative
Exons: 1
Coding region: 1-423 (140 amino acids)
Biological process (GO): translation
Cellular component (GO): cytosolic large ribosomal subunit; ribosome
Molecular function (GO): structural constituent of ribosome; large ribosomal subunit rRNA binding
Source: RefSeq, a predicted model, not a curated record
AUGCCAAAGAGAGGAGCUGGAGGAAGACAAGGAAAUAAAUUCAGAGUUACUUGCGGUUUGAAUAAUGCUUCAACCGUUAACUGUGCUGAUAACACUGGUGCUAAGACUCUUACAAUUAUUUCCGUUAAAGGAUUCCAUGGAAGAUUAAACAGACUCCCAAGAGCUGGAUGUGGUGAUAUGGUAGUUGCUACUUGUAAGAAGGGUAAACCAGAAUACAGAAAGAAGAUGCAUACUGCUGUUAUCAUCAGACAAAGAAGAACCUGGAGAAGAAAGGAUGGUGUUACAUUAUACUUUGAAGAUAAUGCUGCUGUUAUUGUUAACAUGAAAGGAGAAAUGAAAGGUUCAGCCAUUACUGGACCAGUUUCAAAAGAAUCAGCUGAUUUAUGGCCAAAAAUUUCUUCUAAUGCUCCAACCAUUGUCUAA